Marchantia polymorpha subsp. ruderalis is the source of this 1326-nucleotide messenger RNA. Lineage: Eukaryota; Viridiplantae; Streptophyta; Marchantiopsida; Marchantiales; Marchantiaceae. The record is from the annotation of a GenBank genome assembly.
AUGGCAUCGGGAGGAGGAAUGAGACUAGUUCGCUCAACUCUACAAUCUUUGCUGAGCGGAAGGAGGCCUCUGGGUAGCCUGGGGGUGAUUCCCACAGUCGAGUGUAGCAUUUGGAAGAGAAGAAAUGUCAACAACAGUCAUCCCCCUGGUUUUGUGCCGAACAGGUGGUCGAGUGUAGAAGCGGAGAUAUCUCGAUUCGACCGAGUGAUCCAAAUAGAGGAAGCCUCCACUCCUCCCAGCUCAUGGUACACGAACCUCGAGAUAUUCAGCCUGGAGCUCGAGAAAGUGUUCGAAAGGAGGUGGCAGGCAGUGGGUUUUGCUCAUCAAUUACAAAAACCUGGAGAUUACUUCACGGGCAAAGUAGGGAGGGUGACGUAUGUCGUGUGUAAGGACGAGCAAGGGACUUUGCGCGCUUACCACAAUGUGUGCAGGCAUCAUGCUGCAGCAGUCGCUUCAGGUCAAGGCUGCACUUCGUCCUUCGUUUGCCCUUACCACGGUUGGAUUUACGGCCUGGACGGCAGGCUUCAGAAAGCAACGCGAAUUGGAGGUAUGAGAAAUUUCACAGCUCGUGAGAGUGGUCUAAGCCGCCUUUCGGUGGGAACAUGGGGACCUUUUGUGCUGAUCAAAUCGCCCGAACAAGGAGCAGUCUCGGAACCAGACAGCGUCGCCGUGGAAAAGCAGUGGCUAGGUAGUGCCGCUAAAACUUUGAAAGGCUCAAACAUCGACUCAUCGCUUUUGCACGUGGGUAAACGGGAGUACACUAUCAAUUGCAACUGGAAAGUUUUUUGCGAUAACUACUUGGAUGGAGGAUAUCACAUACCUCACGCUCAUGCCAGUCUCGCAGCUUCGCUCAACCUGAAACAAUACAACACGACUUUGUCCGAGAAAGUAAGCAUUCAAACUUGCAUGGUUGCAGCCAGCGGCGGAGACCACAGAUACGUCAGUAAUGGUGAAACUCAGAUCAGCAGCACAAAUGACAGGAAGAAGAGACGAGCAGACAAUGCCGUCUUCGCUUUCGUGUACCCCAAUUUUAUGAUUAAUAGAUACGGGCCAUGGAUGGACACAAACUUGGUCCUUCCAGUAUCUGCCACUCAAUGUCGCGUUGUCAUUAAUUGGUUUCUGGAGCCCGACUUUCCCAACGACGAGGCUUUGAUCAAGAGUUCGAUAGAAACAUCAGACGUUGUUCAGCAAGAAGACAUCGUCCUGUGCGAAUCUGUCCAGGAGGGUCUUCAGUCCCCAGCUUACGAUGUGGGGCGCUAUGCUCCUAAAGUAGAAUAUGCAAUGCACCACUUUCACGUCCUUCUUCAUGAAGACCUGUCCAUGUGA